Plasmodium relictum is the source of this 588-nucleotide messenger RNA. Its product is annotated as Plasmodium exported protein, unknown function. The record is from RefSeq and is a predicted model, not a curated record. The coding region runs from base 1 to 588 and encodes 195 amino acids. NCBI's taxonomy places the organism in Eukaryota, Apicomplexa, Aconoidasida, Haemosporida, Plasmodiidae. The transcript is spliced from 2 exons.
AUGUUUAGUAAAAGGGAGAAAAGAAAUAUAUUAAAUUUUUUUAUAAAAACUUUUACAUUUAUCCUUUUAAUUUGGAUAUUACAAUGUUCUAAUAAUUGGAAAUUUUUUAAAUCACUGAGUUAUAAAAAUGAUUUAAAGAACACACUAAAUUUAGGAGUUAAAAGAACUUUAGCACAAAAAGAUAUAACAAAAGAAACAAGCGAAAAGCCAAAAUUCUGUGAUCUGGGAAUAAUAGAAACCAACAUAGAAUCAAGGAGCGAUCAAAGAAAAAUAGGAAAGAAAAUAGAUAUAGAACAAGUAGAUGAAAAAGAUAUGGAACAAGGAAAUGAAAUAGAGACAAAAGAUGAAAAUAAAAAAGUAAAAUUGAAUGAGAGAAUUUUAGGAAAAUGCAAAGAUAAUUUAAAGCUAUUUUCCUCAUCUUUUGCUAUUUUCCUAUCAAUUUUUUCAUUAAUAUAUAAUAAAAUGCCAAUAGAUAUAUAUAUUAUAUUGCCAUAUCUUGAUGUAGUGCUUAUGACUUUAUCUCUUCUAAUAAUUUCAAUUAUUUUAAUACAAGAACGAAUUGAAAUAAAAUAUAAAAAUAAAUUUUAA